This is a messenger RNA of Alnus glutinosa, 1665 nucleotides long. RefSeq names its product probable N-acetyltransferase HLS1. NCBI's taxonomy places the organism in Eukaryota, Viridiplantae, Streptophyta, Magnoliopsida, Fagales, Betulaceae. The record is from RefSeq and is a predicted model, not a curated record. Gene Ontology annotation, molecular function: acyltransferase activity, transferring groups other than amino-acyl groups. The transcript is spliced from 2 exons. Bases 135 to 1280 code for a protein of 381 amino acids.
UAAAGCAUAUAUAUAUAUAUACAUAUAUACAUAUAAAUAGACAGAGAGAAACAGAGAGACACAGAGAGAGUGAGUGAGAGAGAGAGCUCUGAGCUCUCAUUUCUAUUGCAUGCUUGUUUAUGCAUUGGAUUUGAAUGGGGUUUGAGGAGGAGGCGAUAAUUCGAAGCUAUGAUGGGCAGGGCGAUAGAGCUAGAGUGGAAGAUCUUGAAAGAAGAUGCGAGGUAGGGCCAUCAGAACGCGUAUAUCUCUUCACAGACACUAUGGGUGACCCCAUUUGUAGAAUUCGAAACAGUCCCAUGUACAAGAUGCUGGUAGCGGAGUUGGACAGGGAACUGAUUGGUGUCAUUCAAGGCUCUAUAAAGGUUGUCACCGUUCAUGGGCGUCCUAGAGAUCUUGCCAGGGUGGGCUACAUCUUAGGCCUAAGGGUUGCGCCACUUCAUCGACGAAAAGGGAUUGGCUCGAGCCUAGUGCGACGCCUGGAGGAGUGGUUCAUUGCCAACGACGUUGAUCUUGCAUACAUGGCCACCGAGAAAGACAACGACGCCUCGGUCAACCUCUUCGUGGACAAGUUCGGCUACAUCAAGUUCAGGACACCGGCUAUGCUCGUCAACCCGGUAAACUGCCACCCGCUUCAUAUUUCAUCCAACGUCGUGAUACAGAAGAUCAGGAUAGAAGAAGCCGAAUUUCUGUACAGAAAAUUCAUGGCGUCGAUGGAGUUCUUCCCGCAUGACAUACACAACGUGCUGAGAAACAAGCUGAGCUUGGGGACGUGGGUUGCUUAUCCUAGAGGCGAGUCUUUCGGGCGUGGUGGGCAGGUUCCGAGCAGUUGGGCCAUGCUUAGCGUGUGGAACAGCGGCGAACUGUUCAAGCUAAGGCUUGGGAAAGCGCCAUUAUCAUGCUUACUAUACACCAAAAGCUCAAGAUUGAUGGACAAAUUUUUCCCGUGCUUUAAGCUUCCUUCGCUGCCAGAUUUUUUCCACCCUUUUGGAUUCUACUUCAUGUACGGGGUUCACAAGGAUGGACCGUUGUCGGGAAAGCUGGUGAGGAGCUUGUGCCAAUUUGUGCACAACAUGGCUGCAAAGUCUAACAAGGACUGUAAGGUUAUUGUAACAGAAGUGGCAGGUCACGACACGGUGAGACAUCACAUCCCGCACUGGAAACUGCUCUCAUGCCUGGAAGAUUUGUGGUGCAUGAAGGCCUUGAAAAACGAACUAGUCCAUGAAGAAUUGACAAAAACCCCACCAGAAAGAGCUCUUUUUGUAGACCCCAGGGAGGUAUGACAAAUACAUAUGAAAUCAAACCAAAAGAAACCCCACCCUCUCAUGUAUUGUUUGAUAAGUCCAUCCAUCUCUCCUGGUGGGGGCUUUCCUCUUGUUCCUUUCACAUCGGUGACACAAAAUCUCAAAAGAUUUCCUUAAAUAGGUGGCACCUUUUUUGUCCCUCUUCCCAACUAGAUUUUUCGCUUCGUGAUUCAGACUAAUCAAUAAGGCCAGCGGUCCAGCUUUUGUCCCUUCCUCUCAGAUAAAAGUUUUUGCUGGACCCGACGUCCCUCCCCCCCUCCUCUGUUCAGUCCCAUCGGACGAUCUUCCUAACAUGCCACAACAGCAUACUGACAAUUCAGAAUUGCAUUGAAAUGAAACAGAACAUGAUAUGUGUUGGUUCAAA